Anarrhichthys ocellatus (wolf-eel) is the source of this 2962-nucleotide messenger RNA. It is a transcript of the gene trabd2a, whose product is annotated as TraB domain containing 2A. Gene Ontology annotation, cellular component: membrane. The transcript is spliced from 7 exons. Gene Ontology annotation, biological process: negative regulation of Wnt signaling pathway. NCBI's taxonomy places the organism in Eukaryota, Metazoa, Chordata, Actinopteri, Perciformes, Anarhichadidae. The coding region runs from base 563 to 2113 and encodes 516 amino acids. Gene Ontology annotation, molecular function: metalloendopeptidase activity. The record is from RefSeq and is a predicted model, not a curated record.
CUUUGGCUUUUAAAGUCCAACUCGGCGAUGCAGUUUGUUCAUUCACACCAGACUCAUCUUCACCAACCACACAACUAAUCUUUUUUUUUUAUUUUAUUUUUUAUUUACUCUAUUCUGUCUCCCGGUGCGUUUGACUCGUGCGCUUGCCGGAACAGUCUGGCUUGAAACCUUAACACUUUUGGAUAAAACUCGUGCAAACUUUUGCAAAACAUCGCGGAAAAAAAGAGGCAGUGCGGAGAGAGAGCAGUCCAGUCCGACCGGCAGUGCGGAGGGUAAUGUGACCCUGCGUAAACUCCGGUGACCACCUCUCCCUCUCCCUCACUCUCAAACACACGUGAAAACAGCAGCAGCGCGUCCAUGCCCGGGGGCUCUGGCCAGCAUGACUCUGCCCGGCGGUUUGUCGGAUGCUUGUCGGCUCAUUUUACGCGACCGCAUGGAGCCGGAGCUGUGGAUGUAGGCAAGCCUAUACCUCAUUCACGCUUUCCGGUGGAAUAGCUGCUGCUGCUGCAACACGUUGCGAAGCGAACACAAGCUGCCGCGCACACUUUUGGAGAGAGCUACGAUGCGGGGCACUUUGGGCGCAUUCAUUCAGUCCUGUGUGAUACUGCUGGUCCGAGCAGACCAGUGGAGGUUGAGGGACUCCGACAACUGCGAGCUUAACAAGAAACAAACCGACCUAAACUCCUUCCUGUGGACGAUCAAACGUGACCCUCCCUCAUAUUUCUAUGGUACAAUCCACGUUCCCUACACGCGCGUUUGGGACUUCAUCCCUGAAAACUCCAAGCAGGCCUUCCAGGAGAGCAACAUCGUCUACUUUGAGCUGGACCUGACGGACCCUUACACCAUCUCAGCCCUGACCAGCUGCCAGCUGCUCCCUCAGGGCGAGAACCUGCAGGAUGUCCUGCCCAGAGACAUCUAUCGGAGACUCAAAAGACACCUAGAGUAUGUAAAACUCAUGAUGCCUUCAUGGAUGACCCCGGAUCAGAGAGGGAAGGGGCUCUACGCUGAUUACCUCUUCAACGCCAUCGCCGGGAACUGGGAGAGGAAGCGGCCCGUUUGGGUGAUGCUGAUGGUGAAUUCGUUAACUGAGGCAGAUAUCAAGACACGUGGGGUGCCGGUGCUGGACUUAUACCUGGCCCAGGAGGCGGAGAGGAUGCGAAAGAGGACGGGGGCUGUCGAGAAGGUGGAGGAGCAGUGCCAUCCACUCAACGGGCUCAACUUCUCCCAGGUGAUCUUUGCCCUGAACCAGACGUUAUUACAGCAGGAGUCUUUGAGGGCAGGAAGCCUACAGGUCCCGUACACCACCGAAGACCUCAUCAGACACUACAACUGUGGAGAUCUCAACUCCAUCAUCUUCAAUCAUGACACCUCACAGGUCCCUAACUUCAAUAAUGUGACACUGCCACCCAGCGAGCAGGUGACCGCCCAGGAAAUAGACAGCUACUUUCGACAAGAGCUCAUCUACAAGAGGAAUGAGAGGAUGGGGAAGAGGGUCAAGGCACUGCUAGAGGAACACCCUGACAAGAGCUUCUUUUUCGCCUUUGGAGCAGGUCACUUUCUUGGCAACAAUACAGUCAUUGAUGUGCUUCGUCGCCAGGGAUAUGAUGUGGAGCACACCCCUGCUGGGAAGCCCGUAAACAGGAGAUCAUCAUCCAGACCUGACUCGCCAGAGUCAGAAGACUACCACGAUGAGCCCCCUCUUCUCGAGCCUUUCCUCCAUGAGCUCCCCCACAAAGAGGAUGAUCAGGGGCAUCCCCUGGAGGACGAUCUGUUACCCCACAUGCUUCUGCCGCCGGACAGCCUGGAGCUGCUUGAGAAAGCAGAGAGAAAAAUGCUGAAGAAAAAGAGGAGGAACAAGCAGAAGAAACAGCGGCACCGGCAUUUUAAUGACCUUUGGGUUCGCAUUGAGGAGAGCACUAUGGUCCAGUCUCCACCUCCCCCGCUGGUUCGCAUCAUCAAUGGUUACAUCACAGUGCAGCCACCUGACAGAGUCCACAGCCACCACCAUCACAUAUCUUCAGCAUGGACCACCUCCUCGACCUCACCAUCUUUACUUGUCUUCCUCUGCACAUUGCUUACAGUGAUCCCACAGGCAUGGACUGCGUUUCUCUAGUAGAGCAUUAGUUAGUUGGGACUCUAUAAAAGCAGCCAGCCCUUCAUGAGGAUGAACUCUCACAUGUGGUGGUUUUCCUGUAUCGGCUCAUAGAAGCGAGAUCUGAUCGUGCAUCAUAAGACCUAGAGGAAGCUGGAAAAGAGUGUGGUGAGUCGCAGAGGCGACGAAACAGCAUGGAGAGAGGAUGUGAUAUCAGCUGUAGCUGUCUGGUAACAUUACACUCCAUGGAUGUUGGGUUAGAUACACUUUGUGUUGAAUGGUAAAUCAUAUAGAACACGUCUCUUACAAAUUGAGGCCUUCAUGGGCAUGUAAGUUCAUAUAACGUUAGGACUCUUGAAACAUAAAUGUUUUAUAAGGUUUCAGUUAUUUUACACAAACACACACAGCAGGAGCGAGUACACAGAACGCAGCAGGAAAGAAAAGCGAAAGCUCACAAACGGGAAGUGUUAUCGGACAUCUCACUGACAUUACACUACACAUUCCCUUAGUGUUACAAUAGACUCUAAAUAUUCAACAUUCAAGCCUCUGAGAAUAUAAGUUCUCAUCUGUUCACUGAAUGAACCUGAGAACUUCGCCGAAACUAUUGCUGAAUAUCAAUUACCUUCAGUAAGUACAACUGGAACCAUAUGUCCUUUGUCUGUGUGUGUGUGUGUGUGUGCGUGUGUGAGUGCGUGUGUUUGUGCGUGUGUGUGUGAAAGAGAGAGAGAGAGAGAGAGUGUGUGACAAGCAAAGUCUAUCGGCUCUUAAACCCCCCUGGCCUUACAAACAGAAGUGUUUCUCCUAAGACCUUAAUUUAUUCUUCAAUUUUAGAAGAAUUUGUUGCAUCAAAGCCUAUUGCGGGGGUUAAUU